GGCACCCCUGGCCCAUGCAGGUUUGCAGGAUGCUCCAACUCGGAGCUGGGGCUGCCUCUACAGACUCUGCCAGCAGCAAGGGCACAUCACCAGGGACAGGGCAGGUCUCACCCUCCUACAGGAGGCUGUGGAGGAGAUGGGCACUGGCAGAGUUGGCAAACUCUGAGGUGAGCAGGGCAGCCACGUUGGGUGGGCGAGCUGGGCCUGACCAAACCAGCCCUGGCUCGACACUGGCAGGCACCGUGAAGUGUCCUGGCCCACCAGACAUGCUCUGGUCAGGGUAUCCUGGACACACCGAGGGGUUCCGGGGUUGUACAGUCCCAGCACCAAGUCCUGGAGCACUGGGUGCAUUUGCCAAUGGUUCAUUCCCCACCAGCCACUUGCCCAUCUGGUGCUGCCAGACAGUCUGUCCGUAUCCCUGGGGCUGUGGGAGACUGCAAGGAUGAUGGGGGCCACGGGAUGAGGUGGCAGCCGGGCAGAGCUCCCAUGGCUGCUCUGGGGAAGUGCAGGGGAGCCCUGGGUUGGGCGUCUGCCCAAGGCACAGACAGCCUGGAGGGCCCUUCAGUUGAGGACCCAGAGCAGGAGGAGAACAGCAUCUGGAACAGGAGCAGGAAUUGGGUGAGCAGCAGCAGAGCCAAUCUGCAGCCCUGUCUGCACCAUCAGUUCCUCCCGGCCUCUGGACACUGGUGACCCAGGCCAGGGGCUCCAUUCAAGCUCAUGACUGUGGCCAGGGCGGCACAGGGUGAGUCCAAGUAGGGACAGGUCGUGCCCUGUCCCUGGUGCACCCAGGCCUGCUACGCUGCCCGCAAGCAGUACCACUGCAUCCCCAUGGCCGAUCCCUGUGUGGGGCCAUAGCAGCCCAGCACUUCAGUGGGAUCAGUCUGGAGCUGUCUGGGGUCCAGCGUGCAGGGGCUGCAGCCGGUGGUGGUUGGCUGCCAUUCCUGCCGGGCGAGUUCUCAGCAUGGCCGCCCGGUCUCCUCGAGGCUCCCCCUCCCUGGUCGGCAGCCAGGAGCGGCAGAUACCUGAUACUCGGGUUGUGCAAGCGCGAAGGGGGAGCCUGGCCCUGCCCGGCCCUUGGGAACCACCCGGAAGGCCGAGCCCGCCAGCCCCACCUGGAGAGGAGCUUAAAGGCCGGCCGGGCGGCCGCAGCGCAGCCGGUUCCUGCACCAUGCCCACGGCCCGCAGCGUCCUCAUCUUGGCGGGGCUCCUGGCUCUCUGGGCAGAGCUGCCGGCAGCAUCCGCCCAGAAUGUCACCACAAAAGCCGGCGUGUGCCCGGACCCGGCGACGGAUGCGGUGAACUGCACGGUGGGGUGCCAGUCCGAUGGCGACUGCGAGAGCACCCUCAAGUGCUGCCCGGCGGCCUGCGGCAAGGCCUGCCAGAAGCCCGACGACAAGCCUGGCACCUGCCCACCCGUCAGCCCGGGCAUCCCCAUGCUGGGCGUCUGCACCAACCAGUGCAAGUCUGACGCCAACUGCUCCGGGAACCAGAAGUGUUGCAGGAAUGGCUGCGGCAAGGUCUCCUGCGUGACGCCCAUCCACUGAGGCACAGCCACCUCCUGCCAGCCCAGCCACAGGGAAGCUGCUGCCCAACACCCAUCCCGCUCACCCUGGCCGUGGCCCUGCAUCAUCCCCCUGGCUUGGAGUCUUCAGCCUCAGCUUCCUCCCCAGGGUCCCCUGCUCGGGGCAUGCCACAGCCCCCUGCACUCUGUCCAAUAAAGCAGCUUCUCCCUGCCACGCCGUGGCUGCCUCUCCA
Messenger RNA from Pipra filicauda (Wire-tailed manakin), 1754 nucleotides. RefSeq names its product WAP four-disulfide core domain protein 2. The coding region runs from base 962 to 1543 and encodes 193 amino acids. Gene Ontology annotation, molecular function: peptidase inhibitor activity. The record is from RefSeq and is a predicted model, not a curated record. Gene Ontology annotation, cellular component: extracellular region. Gene Ontology annotation, biological process: innate immune response; antibacterial humoral response. The transcript has 4 exons. Lineage: Eukaryota; Metazoa; Chordata; Aves; Passeriformes; Pipridae.